AAUUGUGCGUGAUUUUGAAUAAAUUAAAAAGUAAUGUGUUAUUUACAUGAAAUUUUUCAGCGUUUAUCAGUUGUAGUCGUUUAAAACCUUCAGUUGUAGAACUCUUAUUAAAAAUCCUUCGUGUGAAGUAACCUUUUAUAAGUUGUGAAAUGUCAUAAUUUUAAUAAAUUAAAUUCAAAAUUAAAACAAAUAAAUAAAAUGAAAUGUGUUAUAGUUCUCUAGCAAAAACCGUUUCAUCAAUACCGCGUAUCGGACAAACACGGAGAGAGGAAUUUACAAAAAGAAUAGUAUGCACGAUUUGUAGUCCGCAUGCGCGCAUUUAUUAAUAGUUCAUUUCAGUAUCAAAUUUCUGUAGAAGAAAAUUUUCAGUCUCAUCUUUAGUGAGGAGGGGUGUAGUUGUUGUUGGUGAAAGUGUUAUUUUGUGGAAAACAAGAAUACACAACACAGGAUGGCAGAUACUGUGAAAAAAUCUAGAAUAGUAAGUGAAGAAGAAGAGAAUCUUGAAGAAGCUUUGUUGGAAGAAUUUAACAUGAGACUAAAAAACUGCAUGAGUAAAGACGAUCUUCAAGAGGCGGAUCAGUAUCCGGAAGAAAAUUUCUACGAAAAUAUCAGCAAUAACAUUCGCCCAAUGUCGAAAAUCGCGUUAAUCAGCAACGAUUUCAUCGAAAACGAACGACAACAUUAUUACGACACCCCCGCUAUAACAUUCGAUAUAAAAAACGGCGAUUCUUCCGAAGACCGAAACGAUAUUGAAGAAGAACCGGAGCAUUUGUACGAAACGUUACCCGAACCAACUAAGACUGAAAUGACGGACCAAAAUGUCGAAAAAACCGCACCCGAAACGCUUAAUCUUAAUUUAAAUCCCGAGAUCGAAAUGGAUUUCACCGAUGAAUACGAAAUGGUAGAAAAUGAUAAACCGACGUUUAGUUUGAAUACGACGGAUUUUUCAGAUAUUAAAACUCAAGAAGAUAACGUUAAAUCUGUUAAGGAUCGUAUGCUAUUAACGUCAGACGACGCUGCGACGCUUCUAUUUACUCAAACAGUCACUUCUCCUAUGUUAACCCCUUCCGAAGAAAACAUCGACUUCCUUAAAGGCUUCCAAAGAGAAAAUACGGAAACUUCCGAAGAAUCCAACGAUUCUCCACCGAAAGAAGAAGAAAUUUCAAAUAACGAUAUCGAUAACGUUAAAGAAAACAUUUACGAAAAUUUAAAACAACCAAUGGAAGAAAAUAUUUACGAAAAUCUUAAAGAUGUAAAAGAUAAAGUAGAAGAAUUAGAGGAAGAGCAUAUAUAUCAAGAUAUCGACGAUGAUCCAAAAGAUAUUUACGAACCAGUCGAUGUUCCAUCUAAAACAAACGUAGAAGAAGACGUAAUGAUCGAGAAUAUUUUAUAUAAUGAAGUUGAUAACGAAGAGGAAGCUAAAAUAAUCGUCACUGAUCUCGACGCUAGCGAAAAUAGCGUUAACGAUUACGAAUUCGUCUCGGAUAGCGGCACGAAACUAAUAGAAGAAACCGUCACCAUAGAAGAAUCCAUCGAAGAAUUUAAAAAAGAAGAAAAUCUCGUCGAAUACGAAGAAUCGUCGUUCGAAGAUAAAAUUAAAGAGACUUAUACGGAAUUUUUGUAUCACAGUAAAACCGAGAAUAAUUAUUACGAAAAAUACGCGGAGGUGAUGUCGAAAAAUGUGAAAGUUAAUAAUAGAGAGAAAGAUACGGAAACAGUUCCGCCGGAAAUCGUUAAAAAUUUAAAAAGUCAAUUCCAAAAAGGAGACGGCGACGUUAAUGCGAAUCAAAAAAAGGAAAUCGAGGAUGCUAGUCAAUUGAAGAUGGUCAAUAUCAUUAAACAGAUCAACAAAUUCGAAUUGAAAGAUACUCAAGAAGACGAUGACGACGAUGAUAGCACCGUUACCGAAACCUACACGGAAACAACAACCAUCCAAUCGGAUGUACCCGAAGAAAAAGUUUUGAAGAAAAAGAAAACCAAAAAAUCGAGGAAAGAAGAAAAAGAAAAUAUUUCCGUGACCAAUGUUGAGGUAGUAAAUGAGGACUAUUGCUAUAACGUUAAUGUUAAGAACUUGUGUAGAAGUUUUGGAGAUCUUACCAAAGUUCCUGAAGAAAUUCAUCGAGCUCCGGACAUCAAAUAUAGCGGGCGAUCUAAAUCAAUGAUUGACGUAUUGCUUUCAUCUAACAAAAAAAAUAUCGAGAAUGUCUUUUCUGAAGUCUCUGUGAGGGCAUUGAAAGAAAAGUUUAACAUCGUGGAGAACAGAGAUCCUUUGGGUAUUGUAAAACCGUCUUUCAAAAACAUGCUACCGAAAUCCAGCUUUAGUAAAUUCGAUGCUCUCCAAAAGAAAAAUGUACUACACAUUAGAUCAUCGGAUUCCUCCAAAGCUCAAGAAAAAUUCAACGGUACCCAAAUCGAUACGACUAAUUGCAAAGCUUGUUCGAAACAAGUUUUUCAAAUGGAACAAAUCAAAGCCGAAAAGGCGGUUUGGCACAAAAACUGUUUCAGGUGCACCGAAUGUAGUAAACAAUUAACGGUUGAAACGUAUGUGAGUCACGAGGGUAACCUGUACUGCAAACCCCAUUUCAAGUCGCUAUUUGCACCUAAAGUUGUCGAAGAUGAUACUCCAACAAGACCAAGAAAACCCGAAUUGAUAAUUCGGGAGAAUCAACCAGUCGAAUUACCUCCAGACGUAGUAAGAGCGAGUGACAAACCUGAUUUGGGUCUUGAGGAAUUACAAAGUUUAAACGUCAAAGAGAGAUUCCAAGUUUUUCAACAACAUCAAACAGAAACGGAUUCCGACAGGAAUCUCACGCCCGUCAACGUCAAAAAAUCGCCAUCUAUAUUAUCGAAACUCGCAAGAUUCCAGGCUAAAGGUAUGGACGUGGGCGUGACGGACGAAGCCUUAAACGGUAUCCCUAUAGAAGAAUCUUCCACCGAAGAAGAUGAAGACGAAGAAGACGUACCAGACGGAGAAGAUCCCACCUUGUAUAGGGCUAAGAAGGUGCAACGAGAGAAACCUUUCCACUUUACCAAUUUGAACGAAGUGAAAAAUAAAUGGGAACAAGGAGAACAGACGUCCAGAGACGAAAGGCGAGAAGAGAGGAAACAGGAAAUCCAAUCUAUUAGGAAUAAAUUAUUUUUGGGUAAACAAGGUAAAAUGAAAGAGGCUUACCAACAAGCGGUCAUGCAAUCGGAAUCUUGCGCGAAUCUAACUAAAGCGGAAAAAAUCGAAUCGUGCGAUACGAAAUCACUCAAAGAGAGAUUCGAAAAAGGAGAACUGAUCAACGAUAAAGAAGAUAGGAACGGAGAUACAGAUGAAACUGAAGUUUUCCAAAGCGAAAUAAGUAAGAAGUCACGAUCUCUGUUCCUCGAGUUGGACGCGAACGCAGCGAAACAACCGCAAACGAUAGUGACCGUACCGAAAGUGGACGUGAAGAAAGUUAGAGAGGCCUAUAAGAAAUCCGUAUCCGAAGAUAUAGUCAGAUCGUCGGAAGUUGAAGAAACUAUCGAAGUAAAAACCGCCGAUAUUCAGCAACGUUUUAAGUUUUUCGAGACGUACAAAGAACCCGAAAAACAGAGGAAACAAUUUAGAAUUACUCCUCCUAGAGAUCCAUCUCAAGUGAAGAAUGAUACUCCUGAUAGAGAAAUCUAUCACGAUCCAGAAAUCAUCCGGUCCAAUGAAAACGUAGACGAUUCCGAGGUUGCCAAAGCUUCGCACACCGCAUCGAAAAUGCUCAGCAAAUUUCGAGAGAUGGAGGAGAAUCGUUCCAAAGAACCAGAAGCAAUAGGUCCUAAACCUUUGAAAAGAUUCACCCCUCCACCGGAGCCCGUAAGAUCGGAAAGUGAAAGCGAAGAAGGAUCUGCAAGCGAAGAUGAAAAUGAAGAAGACGAAGAAUAUAACCAAGGUGAUAACCAGAAGUUACCCGAAGAAUUGAUCGAAGCUCAGAAAGCUGCCAGAGCCAAACAGCUCAGGGCCAAGUUCGAAAAAUGGGAGGCGCAAGAAAUAAAAAGAGAACAAAAUCAGGCUAUCAAUAUAAUGGAGGAAUAUGGAGACGAUUCGCAAAUUGAAUCGACAAAAUCGUUGACGGCACGUUUUGAAUCAAUGAGGGAAACAAGUUCGGACAAAACAAGGACACCACGCGUUAAAGUUAAUAGAUUUGUGAAUUUGCAGUGAGGUGUCAAAGCUCUGUAGCGAACUCAGAGAAGAAUUACAUACCCAUAGAUAAAUAUUUCUACGGUUUAUAUAUGGCCAGAUGAAUUAAAAUUUGUUUUCCCCCCACAGAAUUUGCAGUAGGGUGUCAGUGUUCUGUAGCGAAUUCACAGUAGACUUACAUACCCAUAAACAAAUGUUUCUACGGUUUAUAUAACGAAUACGAAUUCAUCGAAUGGUUAAUUUAUAUUACAAGAAUUUUAUCUUUUCAGUGAACGACAAAAAAAAAUAACUAAUCGGAAUCGUCCAAAAUAUUUAAGCCUAAUUAAAUAAUCUACAAUUAGUUACUACUUACAAAUUUAUUCGCCUGCACAGUUCCCCUUCUUCCCAUUACUAAAUACCGUCAAGUUCUGAUUGCCCCCCCUGAUUUUUCGUGUCUUUUUAAGUGAAUUGUAAAUGUAAAUCUGCACAAUAGAAAUUGCCAAUAAAGGUCGUAUCUGAUAAAUCUUUUAAUUCAAAUUUUAUAUAUAUUUUUUAUUGUACUGUAUAAUACGUAGUUCUUUUUUUUGAGAUGUCAAAUGUUCGUUUACUUAUAUCAUGUUAAAUAAUAAUUUUUUUUUUGCUCCACAUUAAUUAUUUUUUCUAAUAGAAUAUCACGUUAUACUGAAAAUCGAUAUUAAAUUUUAUACAAACACUCUGUAUAUUUUCAAAAACUAGUUAUAUUGUUUUAAAUGUAAAAUAUAAAAUUUAACAUAACAAAUUUAAGAAGUUUUUUUUAAAUAUAAAAAAAUUAAGGGUGUUUUAAAAUUCAUUUUAAUUUCGUAUAAAUUAGAAGUUAAAAAAGCCCUUUGUUAACAAUUUUAAUAACUUCUAUUGAAAAAAAAAAAAAAUAAUUUAAGUAAACUGAAAUCAUUCAAUUCUCGAUUAUUGUAUUAUGACUAUCAAUUUUAUGAAAAUAUUUAAAAAUUAAUCCAAAAUAUAAAAAAAAGUCUUGUAAAAAUCAGUUUAAUCUUUAUUUUAUCUAUGAAAUCGUCUAAAUACUGAUAAUUACAAGAUUUUCUUCAAAAUCAAUUUUGGGAUAAAUUUGUUUUUUAUAAUAUUAUGUUUUUAUGUUGGUGUUGUCCUUUUUACGAUACAUUUGCAUAAGGAUAUUAUUCCAAUAUCAAUAUUAACAAAGGGCAGCUAUCAUAUAACUAAUUACGUCAUAGUAUUGUCAAAAUUUGUGUUAAUAACUUCGUCAUACUAAAUAACAAUCUUAUUGCAAGGUUAGAUUCGUCCUCUAUUUUUUUUGUCUCACUGCUAAAUAUUUUACUAUUUAGAUUUCUGGUCUAAUAAUGAGAAAAAAAGUAGAUUAUAUAUUAUAUAAUAAUAUUAGGUGUCAAAUCAGGGCCAUAUGGUGGAUUUUAAUCAUCUAAACUUUUAUUGUUAUUGUGAAUAAAUCGAUUCUUCUCUCACAUUUUGCUAAAUUUUCCAAUGGUUUCUGACAAACAAAUUAAUGUGUACAAUUCAAAUUUGACCAUCUUCAAGAAGUAUUGGGUACCAAAUAUGGGCCAUACGGUGGAUGGAGCUUCCAUUAUCAUUAUUCGUCUUCCUUCCACAUUUUACUAGUUCCUCCAAUGACUUUGGCGAACAAAACUAUUGUUUACAAUCGAAAAUUGACCGUCUUAGUUAGCUGGUGAUUCCAUAGAAACAUUUGCUUCCAUGAGCUUCUUCUGGAAACAACUUUUGUUAGAAUUGGUUCGUCUUGGAAGACCUACCAGUUUUCUCCAUCAAAUUAAUAUCCUUGUCCAUGUUUUUGAACCUAUUUUAGAAGCACUUUCUCCAUUUCAGCUUAGCUAACUCCAAAAUAUACGUUUUCAACAACAAAUAUACAUUUUAUUAAGUCGAAAAUUAUCACGCAGCUUGUGUGGGAAGUAAUAGGUGCCAAAUUAGGGCUAUGAGGUGGAUGGAGUCCAUUAUUAUCGUGAUUCGCCUUCGCUUUUACAUUUUACUAGUUCCUCCAAUGACUUCUGACAUACAAAAUCAUUGUUUAUAAUUCAAAGUUGACCAUCUUAGUUUGCUAGUGAUUCCAGAGAAACAGGCAACCAUUUGCUUCCGUGGGCUUCUUCUGGAAAUAACUUUUGCUAGAUUUGGUUCGUUUUGGAAAACCUAGACAGUUGAUACGUAAAUUUCAAUGCACCUAUCGCUUCGAGACUGCUUUUGAGUAUUGGUCAAGUUACACGAGCCACAAUAAUUUAUGUCGACGAUCACAGCAUCGAUGUUCUUAAGCCCAACGAGAAAUUUUCGAUGGCUUUCAAAUAUUUCGUUCUAUAGUGAACAUCCACCACGUAUAAUGUAUUCAGUUCACUAAUGCGUUUUUAUCGUGAUAACCUACUUCCAAAGUUUUGAAAAAUAAGUUUAAACGCCACUAAAUGAACUAAAACUAUGUUUGAGGUUAUGUUCAAAAAUGUAAAUUAUACACCGGAAAUGUCAGUGAUAGUCAUAAACAGUGUUGCCGACCGUUUGCUUCCUUUUCUUCUAAAUCGAGAUUAGGUUAGAUCGAAAUUUUUAUUUUUACUUUCCUUAUUCUUUUUUGGUGUAAUUAUAUGAAGUGAAAAUUCAAAGAGGAUCACGUGUCCUUGCAAAUGUAUCGUAAUAUAUUAAUAAAUAUUGUUGAAACAGGAGACUUGACGAAACCUAAACAGGUACUACGCAUUAGUGGCAACAACGCCAUUUUGAAAUAUCCGCGUUCCAUACAAUGAAACGUCAUUAUUAAUAAAUCGAAUCGAAAUACGACAUUUUGAGGUUAAGUUGAUGCUUAUGAGAAAUAAUUUUGGUACCAAAGUUUUUUAAUUAUAUUUUUGGAAGUUAUACUCCACUGGACAUUAUUGUUCGCAUUAUAACGGAAAGUUUAGAGAAAAUUAUAGGGAUAAAAAAAUUUGUUUAGAAUUAUGAAAAAAUAAAAUUUCUUAUAUAUAUUCUGUUUAACGUUCGUCAGGAUGUUCUGUAUAAACAUUUAAGAGGUUUUAGUGUAGAUUCGCGGACUGAGUACUAGAAAUAGUACAGGGAGGUGCAUUAGAGAAGAUUCGUAAUACGAAAAAAAUUGUAGAUAGGACCUUUAGAUUUAACAGGCAAUAAUAAUUCUAGAUGGUAAUUUUUCUAUUAAAUAUAUAACUAGAUAUUUUUUAUUAAGUUUUCCCUAUUUUAGUGCUUGUUUCAUAUUUUAAAGUGAUUAUUAUAUAUACUGAUAAUAAUUAGAAAUAAAAUAUUUUGUUGUACAUUCUCGUUUAUGUUGUAAAUGAGUAAUUGUUAGAUAUUUCGGUAAUUCUUGAAUCUGUGAAAUUAGAACCAAAAAAAAAAGAAAUCGUUCCGUCAAUGGAUAUAAUUAUUUUUUAGAUUACGAGAUUAUAAUUUUCGAUAAAUUAAUUUAUAUUUUAUUCGAAAUAUUUGUGCCAAUUUAUACUGAUGUUUGAGUGAAAAUAAAUUGAAUUUUUUAAUGUC
Diorhabda sublineata is the source of this 7630-nucleotide messenger RNA. RefSeq names its product enolase-phosphatase E1. Gene Ontology annotation, biological process: actin filament bundle assembly. Gene Ontology annotation, molecular function: actin filament binding. The record is from RefSeq and is a predicted model, not a curated record. The transcript is spliced from 21 exons. NCBI's taxonomy places the organism in Eukaryota, Metazoa, Arthropoda, Insecta, Coleoptera, Chrysomelidae. Gene Ontology annotation, cellular component: actin cytoskeleton; plasma membrane. The coding region runs from base 449 to 4174 and encodes 1241 amino acids.